Coffea eugenioides is the source of this 1973-nucleotide messenger RNA. RefSeq names its product WAT1-related protein At3g02690, chloroplastic. The record is from RefSeq and is a predicted model, not a curated record. Gene Ontology annotation, cellular component: chloroplast; membrane. The coding region runs from base 223 to 1575 and encodes 450 amino acids. The transcript has 7 exons. Lineage: Eukaryota; Viridiplantae; Streptophyta; Magnoliopsida; Gentianales; Rubiaceae.
UAUCCCGCUGUCGUGGAUCUCUUUCUUCUUGUUAUUUGCCUCCCAAAGUCUUUCUAUUACUACUCUAUUUUCAUCCUCAAUUAGUCAUUUAUCUCCAUUUCCUCUCCCCAGUCUUUGUUUCCAACCUGUGCAAUAUCCAAUCUAGCUUCUAAUUUGUGUUCAAAAUCAAAUAUUACACUGAUCUGCUCUUGUAUACUUCUCAGGGUAGGGAAGGAAGAAAAAAUGGCGCUGAGUUGCAAUUUUUGCUGUUUUUCUUCUUCGUUCUCCAUUUUUCAUGGCCCCCCAAGCUCCUAUUCUUCUAGUAGCAAGUCUGUUGUAACCAUUCUUAACUGUUGCGAUUCAACAAAAUCCACCAGCCUACAAGUGAAACUAAACCCAAGAACCAGGAAUACUUCAUCAUUAACUUUGGCUAAUAUUUAUUUCUGCAACAAAUUUCAAUCUAAUUUGAAAGUUAAAGCUACAGAAUCUGAAGUAGAAGCGAGCCCAUUUACGAAAUCAGCACAAGAACGAGGAGAAGAAGUGGACUGCGUGGGUACAGGGCAAGAUGUUGAAUGUGUGGUGGUGCCUUCAACUGCCCCAUCUUCUAAGCCUUUGGACGAUAAACUCCCUCAAAACCCAGGAAAAAAUGAUCUUGAUUCUUCUUUAUCAUCAUCAAAUUUGGCUGGGGAGUUGGUGGAGGCAGUAUGGGAAUGGGGUCUGUUAAUUUCGCCUUUUUUCUUCUGGGGUACGGCUAUGGUGGCCAUGAAAGAAGUUUUACCAAAAACAGGUCCUUUUUUCGUCUCUUCUUUUCGGUUAAUUCCAGCUGGCUUGUUGUUGGUUGGUUUUGCUGCUCUCAAAGGUCGGAGGUUUCCUUCUGGCUUUAAUGCUUGGUUUCCUAUAUUUCUUUUUGCUCUCGUUGAUGCUGCCUGUUUUCAGGGAUUUCUUGCUGAGGGAUUGGAGAGGACAACUGCUGGACUAGGCAGUGUAAUAAUUGAUUCACAGCCUUUGACGGUGGCUAUACUUGCUGCUUUAUUGUUUGGUGAAUCCAUUGGGUUGGUUGGAGCUACUGGGCUCGUGUUUGGUGUCGUUGGACUUCUGCUUCUUGAGGUACCUGCUAUAUCUUUUGACAAGAGUAACUUUUCUCUGUGGGGAAGUGGUGAGUGGUGGAUGCUUCUGGCAGCACAAAGUAUGGCAGUUGGAACUGUCAUGGUCCGUUGGGUUACCAAAUACUCUGAUCCCAUCAUGGCUACAGGGUGGCACAUGGUUAUUGGUGGCAUCCCUCUUUUAGCAGUCUCCGUUCUUAAUCAUGAUCCUGCUCUCAGUGGGAGCUUUAAGGACCUUUCAUCGAAUGAUCUUUUGGCGCUUCUUUAUACCUCAAUUUUUGGAAGUGCUGUAAGCUAUGGCGUAUACUUCUACAAUGCUACAAGAGGUAGUCUCACGAAGCUCAGUUCUCUUACUUUUCUGACUCCAAUGUUUGCUUCAAUCUUUGGGUUCCUCUACCUUGACGAGACCUUCACUCCCAUACAAGUCAUUGGAGCACUCGUAAUUGUGGCAGCUAUUUUCAUGGUUAAUUACAAAACUUCUGAAGAAAAAUGACUUUUCUUGUAAAGAAAAGCAAUAUAUGGGGGGAGAUAUUAGAUUACACCAUGUGGUGAUGCCACUAAUACCAAUCACCCACCAGCAGGUAAUUGUGAUGGGACCCACCCAAGAAGGAUAGCUAAAGGUGGUCAGAUUUCCUCAAAAAAUGCAGGAUAAUAUAGCACUGUACAAAUGUUGGUAGGAUUAAGACUUUAGGAAUUGAACCGUAGUGAUGAUUAGAAACAAGUUUAGGCAGCAGCAUAGUUGUAAAGGCAUGCUUCUAAAAUGUUGUGUAUUUUCCAUGAGAUGGGUCGAAUUUAAAAACGACUUCGCUCUAUUAUGUAAAUCAGUAUUCUGUAUUUCAACAUAUCAGCAUUGUUACGCAGACAGGAAUUGAUAAUUGUUCCAAGAGGUCA